Linepithema humile (Argentine ant) is the source of this 2849-nucleotide messenger RNA. It is a transcript of the gene GC, whose product is annotated as gamma-glutamyl carboxylase. Gene Ontology annotation, biological process: peptidyl-glutamic acid carboxylation. The record is from RefSeq and is a predicted model, not a curated record. Gene Ontology annotation, molecular function: vitamin binding; gamma-glutamyl carboxylase activity. NCBI's taxonomy places the organism in Eukaryota, Metazoa, Arthropoda, Insecta, Hymenoptera, Formicidae.
UCAAUAUCUUUAAAUAUAUCUGAGGUCAAUUUUGCAACCCAUUUAACAUACAGGGUAUCUAUUUUUAUCGCAAUCUAUUUUCAAUAUAUUGUAAUUGCUUGACAUUCAUCUGUUUUCUGAUCGCGAAGAUUUCGCUUUUAACGAAAGAUCGAUGUCUGUUGACAAAAUCCUAGUGCAUGCAGGAUGAAGAAGUACCGUGAAGUAUAAUUAUUGCGCGGGCGCGGGUCAAUAAUCCACCACGUUGCUUGGCGACGGUAUUCCUACUCUGAACCUCCGGAACAGCCGGCGCGAAGUGCUCCUCUUCCUUCACAAGCUGUUCCAGACUCCAGACAAAAGCUAACCAGCCUUUCGUACGUCCAGAAGCGAAAACGAAGAUCGUGUCUUUUAACUUCUACGGUUUGCUACAGUGUCAUUUCCGUUCGUAAAGAAAACAACUUAGAAACUGGAAGCGGUGGUAUGAGGAAAACAGACGAAACGGAAAACGCGUCUACAUCGCCAAACGAUGGAUCACACAUAGAAAAUUCGACAAACUUUGUACCUAAAUGUUCGUCAUUGAAACAAUCGUUUAAUAAUAACUUCAAGAGACUAUUUGACUUUAAAGUGAGCGAUGUGUCGAGUUUUGAGAAAUUCACUCAAUUUCUCUAUCGUCCGAGUGAUCCAGCGAGUCUCGGAGUGGUUAGAGCUCUAUUUGGAUUAUGCAUGGUGAUAGAUGUCGUCGAGGAGAGAGGAUUGGCAGACAUCGAUAUAAAAUGGGGGGAUCCCUGGGACUGUCAUUUCCCAUUAAUCCACGGGAUGAAAUCACUAUCGUUACCGUGGAUGGUAGUUAUAUACGCGGUAAUGUGGAUGGGUGCCUUCGGAAUCGCGCUCGGUUUUCACUUUAAAAUCGCAUGCGCUUGCUUUGUGCUGCCUUAUUGGUAUAUCUUUCUACUAGACAAAAGUUAUUGGAAUAAUCAUACCUAUCUUUAUGGUAUCGUGGCGACUUUAUUCUGGGGAACGGAAGCAAACAAGUAUUUUGCAUUGGAUGCAAAUGACGGAAAACAAAGCGGCAAUUCCGUGCCGUAUUGGAAUUACUUUAUCCUGAAAUUUCAAUUUUUUGCGCUUUACUUUUUGGCCGGCUUGAAAAAAUCGGGCAGAGAAUGGCUGGAAGGCUAUUCUAUGACGAAUCUAUCUAGACACUGGGUGUUUCAUCCGUUCAAAAUAUUUUUGACUAUCGAACAGACGGACUUUUUGAUCAUCCAUUGGUUCGGCUUUAUCUUUGAUCUAUCCGUGGGAUUUUUGAUGUUACUUGAAAAAACUCGAAUACCAGCCAUGGUGUUUUGUGCAGCUUUUCACUUCAUGAAUUCGAGAUUAUUUAGUAUAGGAAUGUUUCCAUAUGUAUGCUUGGCGACAAUGCCGCUUUUCUGCCGUGCGGACUGGCCACGUAAAUUAAGACUUUGUAAUUGGAGACAAAAAAUUUCUGUAACUAAUGUAAAUUUAACCGAUGCAAAUAGCGUGAAAGAGACUGACAAUCAAAUAAAAGAGUGUGUAAAGUCUGAAUGCUUAGUAUCACCUUUAAAUAAAAUUUUACGUGAUAAAACGGCGUAUAAAGAAUCUGAAAAAGAAGUCAAUAAGGAAGAUUACAAUGCACAAUCAUCUAAAGAUUCGAUUAAGUCCGAUGAAAAAUCCAAUGAAAAAGAAGCAACAAGUAUUUGCGAAAAUAAUUGGAAAACUCAACAAUCACAAAAAGUUACAAAAAAACAAAAAUUUGUGGUGUCCUUGUUGUUAUGCCAUGUUGCACUGCAGUUUUUCCUGCCGUACUCACAUUUUAUAUCAAAGGGUUACAACAAUUGGGUACCUGGACUUUACGGUUACUCUUGGGACAUGAUGGUCCACGCUUGGGACACUAUACUCAUAGUGAUUAAAGUACAUGAUAACGCGAACAAUGAGAUUCGAUAUUUAGAUCCUGAAGCAUGGGUGCAAAGUGACCGAUGGGUGAGACACGGGGACAUGGCAGUGCAAUAUUCACAAUGUUUAAAGGAUAAUCUGAUGCGUCGAAGAGAGGAAGCAUUGAACACCGAUAAUUAUUUCAAAGAGAAAGAAAAAUGGAUGAAACUAUCCACAAAUUUAAGCAUUUAUAUGGACGUAUGGUGUUCGCUAAAUGGUAGAUUUCAACAGAGGGUAUUUGACCCAAACGUCGAUAUGUUGACAGUCGAUUGGCAUCCCUUUAAACCUAUUUCAUUCCUGAUGCCAUUACUCACACAAUAUAAUUCGUAUCGGUACAAAAUGGAUGAAAUUCAGCAGCAUGUUUACACUUGGUCGAAUUACACGGAUGUUUUAUUCGUGGCCGAUUUUCCGAGGAUGUAUUUAGAAAAUUACAUAUCCAACGAUUUCGCGAACGUCUCUUUGACUGUGCUAGAAGGGGAAGUAACUUACAAUGAGGAAAAAUCGUCGGAUGCGAUUACUGUGUCGAAAAAAAGGUCGAUUUCUGUUAAAACAGGAAUGUUUCACCGAGUAAAGACUACAAGUUCUUAUCCAGCAACCUACAUGUACACCUACACCAAUCAAACAAAACAGCAUUUGGAUAGAGGAAAAAAGAAACCUCAUGUGGUAACAGAAAAUACAUCGGCACUGGUAAAAGAAAUUAAUUAUAAAAUUGCUGCGUUGUCAAGAUCAUUUGUCCAUAUAACAAAUGCCUUUUUCAACUUAGUAUAUGACGUUCCUAUGGUACGACGAGUGCGUAUUAACAAAUAAUAAGCAUUUGCAAUUAGUAAAAAAAUCUUAAUCAAAAGUUGAAUUUUUAUAUAUUUUCUCAAUACACGUUAGUUUUAUGUAGUUCUAUUCUCGAAUAAAAAAUCUAUCGUGAAUGCAUA